UGCCGUUGGGCCGGUGGCGGAAAAGGAGGAGCCGGCGGUGGGCGGUAGGAGCCUGCCUUCGGUCCCCAGCGCCUCUUUUCCCUUGGAAGAAGGGGAGGCAGGCAGGGAGGGGAAGGAAGCCAGAAGUAACGAAGGCCCCUGGAGCCUCCAACGGAAAUUAAAAUGGCUUCAUGGGACAAAGUCACAACAGAUCAAGCGCAUACACCUGAUGCCGAGAAGAGGUAUAGACCAGGAUGGAUUCCACGACUUCUGGAUAUAAAUCCCUAUAAACCUUUUCAGAAGACCUCAUACUCUCCCCCAGAUGGUUAUUCAAAGGACUAUGAAGAUGCAAACAGCUUUGAAGAACUCUUUGGGCAGCAGUAUCAUUCAUCAGCAGGGAAUGAAGAUAACUAUGAGAGAUAUCAUUAUUCUCAGAAAGAUGAUGACUGUUCUAAGGAUAUUCGUCGGGAGAAGCUGUACCUGCAGUUUUACCAGCAGAUAGAGAAGGAAUAUGACAAGGAUAGACCUUCGGACUGUGUCAUUGUUUCCUUCAGCAAAGAUCAAGCGGAAUACUCAACAGCCAUAGGCCAUCGGUUGCAGGAUCAUGGCCUUGUGGUGGAAAUGAUAUACCUUACAUCUGAAUCAGGUCUUACACGUGCCCUCCAAGAAGUUAAAAACGAUGGUUCCCCAUUUUGUGUUCUUGUUGAGCCAUCUAAUGUAGCACUUUCCUCUUGCACCGUAAUCAUGCUUCAUCAGUCUAUCAAAAUACAUCGUAAUAUGCCCAUGGAGGAUGCAUUGGCUCUCAUAGCUAAAGAGUUUGAGAAAAUUAUUGCUGAGCGUGAAGAACAGGAACGUACAGAGAUUUCUCACAAAGCAGCUGAUCUGGCGGAUGACUACCUAAAGCGGGAGCUUUAUGAGAGUUACCAUGUGCCUCUAGCCAUUAGACAUCUCUUCUUUCUUUUAAGUGAGGGAAAACAUUUAUAUCUGGAAGAAUUGAAUUCAAUAAGUGACUACCUGAAGACCAGGAGAAAUAAGCUUGAAGGCUUUGUUGCAGAAACAAAUGCUUUAGCUGCCUCAUCUGAAGAUGCUGUGUAUGCACCAAGUGUCAGGCCAAGUACAAGCACUCUUCCCCAGACUCUAAGCAAACCGCCACCUCUUCUGCCAACCCCUGGUCGGAAUCCUGCAUUAGGCCAACCUGCUGCAUCUUCAACUAAGCCAGCUUUGUUGGGUGAAAGACCAUUGGGUGGCCUUCUUCCAACGCCAGGACUGACUGGUCCAAAGGGUAAACCUCCGCCUCUCCUGAUCAAGUCUACAAAAAGACCCAUCCUCCUACCUCCUUCUCUACAUCUGUCUGCAAAGCGACCGCUGCUUGGUGGCAGACCAGGCCUUUUGCCAACACCAGCUGCUCAGGCGAGAAAAGCACAACAUCAUUGGGUACCCAAGCCAAAGUUUCUGGCUUGAUGGAACACCUGGAUUGAUAAUGGAAUAAAUGGUCAGCCCUGAUGGCAACAGCCCUCUUCCAGGACAGCAGAGCUUGACAUAAGUAUGUUCUUAACAUACCAAGCAAGCUUAAACACACAUCACUUUUUGUUGUACACAUUCCUAAGAACUUUGGUUUCUUUGUUUCUUUUUUUUUACUUGAGUGGAAGAGUGAAAAUAAAUGUUUGUGGAAAGGUCAGUUUUAGAAUCCUAGUACUAUGAUGUUUUGAAUUAGUAUAAUCCCCAAAUAAAGAAUUUAUUUCCAGA
This is a messenger RNA of Sceloporus undulatus (fence lizard), 1725 nucleotides long. Its product is annotated as nuclear receptor coactivator 5-like. Lineage: Eukaryota; Metazoa; Chordata; Lepidosauria; Squamata; Phrynosomatidae. The transcript is spliced from 11 exons. The record is from RefSeq and is a predicted model, not a curated record. Bases 163 to 1440 code for a protein of 425 amino acids.